AUGGACAUUCGAGUUCAGGCCAUCCUGAGCUCUUUUUGGCCGGCUGCGCGUCGGCCCUUGGCGCCCUUCCUGGUGCUGGGCGAGGCUUCGCCGCCCGCGACCUGGGAGCCAGAGCCCGGUGUAGAAAGUCGUGUUGAUGUGGAUCCGCAAAGCGCGGGCGAUUUCCUCAUCACGCCAAGCCCUGCACAGGAGUUUGGGCGGACCUUGGGUCUUCACGACUACACCGUCCCAUUUCUGCUGCUGGCAAACUACGCGUGUGUCGCAGCUUGUCUGCACUGGAUCACGCACUUGGCGCGACCGGCGCCCCUCCGGGCUUUGUUCUGGCACAGGCCGGCGCAGGAGCAUCGCUCCUUGGCAAAGCUCGCGACGGCCCGAGGUGUGCCUUCUGACACCUCUGAGCCCAGGAUGUUUGACAGCUCUGCCACUGCCAUGGCGCACGCCAUCCUGAGCUCUUUGUGGCCGGCUGCGCGUCGGCCCUUGGCGCCCUUCCUGGUGCUGGGCGUUGACAUUUUGGACGCCUUGGACUUGGCUUCCUGCAAGGAGGCUUCGCCGCCCGCGACCUGGGAGCCAGAGCCCGGUGUAGAAAGUCGUGUUGAUGUGGAUCCGCAAAGCGCGGGCGAUUUCCUCAUCACGCCAAGCCCUGCACAGGAGCCGUGGCUACAGGGCUGGCAGGGGCCGGCGCAGGAGCAUCGCUCCUUGGCAAAGCUCGCGACGGCCCGAGGUGUGCCUUCUGACACCUCUGAGCCCAGGAUGUUUGACAGCUCUGCCACUGCCAUGGCGCACACUGCUAUGCUCUUGAUUAUGGAUCCGGAACAUGAUUAUGAGGACAGAUUUGGAGGGAUUGUCAAUGGCGUUCUGAGCCGUGAAGGGACGUUGAGAUGCCAGCCGCGCUAUUGGAGGAUAGGUCGAGAUGGGCUAUCGGCAGUCUCCGUUGAAAACAUGGAAAGUCGAGUUCAGGCCAUCCCGAGCUCUUUGUGGCCGGCUGCGCGUCGGCCCUUGGCGCCCUUCCUGGUGCUGGGCGUUGACAUUUUGGACGCCUUGGACUUGGCCUCCUGCGAGGAGGCUUCGCCGCCCGCGACCUGGGAGCCAGAGCUCGGUGUGGCUCAAGAACUGGUUGGCGCCAAAGAAAGUCGUGUUGAUGUGGAUCCACAAAACGCGCGUUUUGCGGAGCCUGUGGAAGGUGUUUUCCGGCGGGACGGUGUGUUGCUACAGGGCUGGCAGGGGCACUGGAUCACGCACUUGGCGCGACCGGCGCCCCUCCGGGCUUUGUUCUGGCACAGGCCGGCGCAGGAGCAUCGCUCCUUGGCAAAGCUCGCGACGGCCCGAGGUGUGCCUUCUGACACCUCUGAGCCCAGGAUGUUUGACAGCUCUGCCACUGCCAUGGCGCACGAGGCUUCGCCGCCCGCGACCUGGGAGCCAGAGCCCGGUGUAGAAAGUCGUGUUGAUGUGGAUCCGCAAAGCGCGGGCGAUUUCCUCAUCACGCCAAGCCCUGCACAGGAGUUUGGGCGGACCUUGGGUCUUCACGACUACACCGUCCCAUUUCUGCUGCUGGCAAACUACGCGUGUGUCGCAGCUUGUCUGCACUGGAUCACGCACUUGGCGCGACCGGCGCCCCUCCGGGCUUUGUUCUGGCACAGGCCGGCGCAGGAGCAUCGCUCCUUGGCAAAGCUCGCGACGGCCCGAGGUGUGCCUUCUGACACCUCUGAGCCCAGGAUGUUUGACAGCUCUGCCACUGCCAUGGCGCACGCCAUCCUGAGCUCUUUGUGGCCGGCUGCGCGUCGGCCCUUGGCGCCCUUCCUGGUGCUGGGCGUUGACAUUUUGGACGCCUUGGACUUGGCUUCCUGCAAGGAGUUCGCCGCCCGCGACCUGGGAGCCGUGGCUACAGGGCUGGCAGGGGAGUUUGGGCGGACCUUGGGUCUUCACGACUACACCGUCCCAUUUCUGCUGCUGGCAAACUACGCGUGUGUCGCAGCUUGUCUGCACUGGAUCACGCACUUGGCGCGACCGGCGCCCCUCCGGGCUUUGUUCUGGCACAGGCCGGCGCAGGAGCAUCGCUCCUUGGCAAAGCUCGCGACGGCCCGAGGUGUGCCUUCUGACACCUCUGAGCCCAGGAUGUUUGACAGCUCUGCCACUGCCAUGGCGCACACUGCUAUGCUCUUGAUUAUGGAUCCGGAACAUGAUUAUGAGGACAGAUUUGGAGGGAUUGUCAAUGGCGUUCUGAGCCGUGAAGGGACGUUGAGAUGCCAGCCGCGCUAUUGGAGGAUAGGUCGAGAUGGGCUAUCGGCAGUCUCCGUUGAAAACAUGGAAAGUCGAGUUCAGGCCAUCCCGAGCUCUUUGUGGCCGGCUGCGCGUCGGCCCUUGGCGCCCUUCCUGGUGCUGGGCGUUGACAUUUUGGACGCCUUGGACUUGGCCUCCUGCGAGGAGGCUUCGCCGCCCGCGACCUGGGAGCCAGAGCUCGGUGUGGCUCAAGAACUGGUUGGCGCCAAAGAAAGUCGUGUUGAUGUGGAUCCGCAAAACGCGCGUUUUGCGGAUCCACAUCAGCACGACUUUCUCAAGGGCCAUCCAGUUCUUGAGCCACACCUGAUGAUGUGGAUCCGCAAAACGCGGGCGAUUUCCUCAUCACGCCAAGCCCUGCACAGGAGCCUGUGGAAGGUGCUUUCCGGCGGGACGGUGUGUUGCUACAGGGCUGGCAGGGGUAGCCAGAAGGAGUUUGGGCGGACCUUGGGUCUUCACGACUACACCGUCCCAUUUCUGCUGCUGGCAAACUACGCGUGUGUCGCAGCUUGUCUGCACUGGAUCACGCACUUGGCGCGACCGGCGCCCCUCCGGGCUUUGUUCUGGCACAGGCCGGCGCAGGAGCAUCGCUCCUUGGCAAAGCUCGCGACGGCCCGAGGUGUGCCUUCUGACACCUCUGAGCCCAGGAUGUUUGACAGCUCUGCCACUGCCAUGGCGCACGUAGCCGUGACUUCGGCUUGGGGCAUGUCAAGCGGCAGCAUUGAUACGCUGUUUGGCAGUGGCAAAAUCACGGCAUCUUUUAAAGCUGCUUCCUUCAGCAAGAUGGACAUUCGAGUUCAGGCCAUCCUGAGCUCUUUUUGGCCGGCUGCGCGUCGGCCCUUGGAGGCUUCGCCGCCCGCGACCUGGGAGCCAGAGCCCGGUGUAGAAAGUCGUGUUGAUGUGGAUCCGCAAAGCGCGGGCGAUUUCCUCAUCACGCCAAGCCCUGCACAGGAGUUUGGGCGGACCUUGGGUCUUCACGACUACACCGUCCCAUUUCUGCUGCUGGCAAACUACGCGUGUGUCGCACUGGAUCACGCACUUGGCGCGACCGGCGCCCCUCCGGGCUUUGUUCUGGCACAGGUGGCCGGCGCAGGAGCAUCGAUGUUUGACAGCUCUGCCACUGCCAUGGCGCACGCUGCUAUGCUCUUGAUUAUGGAUCCGGAACAUGAUUAUGAGGAUUGUCAAUGGCGUUCUGAGCCGUGA
Messenger RNA from Symbiodinium sp. CCMP2592, 3477 nucleotides. The record is from the annotation of a GenBank genome assembly. NCBI's taxonomy places the organism in Eukaryota, Dinophyceae, Suessiales, Symbiodiniaceae.